Protopterus annectens (West African lungfish) is the source of this 3112-nucleotide messenger RNA. It is a transcript of the gene WBP2NL, whose product is annotated as WBP2 N-terminal like. Gene Ontology annotation, biological process: positive regulation of DNA-templated transcription. The coding region runs from base 41 to 853 and encodes 270 amino acids. The transcript has 8 exons. NCBI's taxonomy places the organism in Eukaryota, Metazoa, Chordata, Ceratodontiformes, Protopteridae. Gene Ontology annotation, molecular function: chromatin DNA binding; transcription coactivator activity. The record is from RefSeq and is a predicted model, not a curated record. Gene Ontology annotation, cellular component: nucleus.
UAAGUCACUCUCACGUUAUUGAUGACGUAAAUAGUCAAAGAUGGCGCUGAAUAGGAAUCAUUCCCAAGCUGGUGGAGUAAUAACAAAUGGUGAAAAUGUUUUGAAGGACUGCAAAGAUGUGGAGCUAUCGUUCAGUGAUAUGACAUGCAAACAUGAUGUUUUUAAAGGCACCAAGAAGGGUAGCCUUUUCCUCACACCAUACCGGAUGAUAUUUGUGACAAAAGGGAAGGACUCAAUGUCUUCCUUCAUGAUGCCUUUCUAUCUCGUCAAAGGUUGCUCCAUUGAACAGCCUGUUUUCUCAGCUAAUUACAUCAAAGGAACUAUUCGAGCUGAGCCAGGAGGUGGCUGGGAAGGUCAGGCAAAUUUUAAGAUGGUCUUCAACAGUGGAGGAGCCAUAGAAUUUGGACAGCUUAUGUUUAAAGUGGCUACAAAUGCCGCCAGACCUCCUGCACAGCCCGCUGCUCAAGGUUAUAUGCCAGCACCAGCUCCAGUACCUCCACCAGCUGCUUACAUACCACAACCUGCCAAUGGACCAUACCCAUAUCCCACCCCUGAUAUGAAUGGCUACUAUGGUGCUCCUCAGCCCAUGGGAUACCCAUAUGUACUACCACCAGGUGAAUACCCAUCUGCACCUCCAAUGAAUGCUGCAUACAUGCCUCCCCCUCCUCCUUACCCAGGGCCACCUCCUAAUGCUCCAUCUGGAUGGAUGAUGGAACCAGGACCAGCAGGGUGUCCAAAAGCAGCUGAAGCAGCAUCAAGUGCAUAUUAUAAUCCGAUGAAUCCUCACAAUGUUUAUAUGCCCAUGGAUCCGCCACCUCCAUAUGCACCCCCAGAAAGUAAGAAGGACAAGUAAAUGGGAAGUUUCUCAAUUUGUCUACAACUUGGCUACCAUAAAAAUGUCCUCUUUCUCCUUUUCUUGUAACUAAUAAUUUUAGAACUUUGUUAUAGUUUCAGAUUAUGGUAUGUGGUGUGAAAAAUAUAAAAUAAUUUGGGGAGAAAGAGUAAAGCAGAGAGCGCAUUUACCAUUAAAGAUUUUGAUAUUUGAGACUUCAUGAGUCCUAACAGCGCCAUUGCAUUAGGCAGCACAGAACAGAAGUCACCUCUAAACAACAGUUGGGAUGAGAACACUUCCAGUUGUACUUGAAUUGGAGACUCUGGAUCACGGCUCUGAGGAAAAAUGCACUAAUUUUCUAAACGCUGAUUGAACAUUACCAUGAAAACUUUAGCCAGGCAUUAAAAAAUCCUGGCAUGAAUAAAUGUGGUGACCAGAAUAUUUUAAUGUGUAUUUUAAGUGGCCAGAGAGGCUACAGAAUUUGGUUACUAUGUAACAGAGUUUUUGAAAAUGAAAUUAGAAAUUCUCUGCAAGGAUUGCUUCCAAGAGAAAUAUUGCAUCAAAAACUAUCUGGUUCCUGUAAACUGUACAGUAACUAACAAUUACAUUGUUUUGUUACUUGGAAAUUUAGACCAGGCUUAGACCCACAGAGUUGAAGAGCAUUUCCAGAUAUGUACCUUUGGUGAAACAGUAGCAAUAUAGGCAGGACAGUAGUUAACAUACAGAUAAAGUCAUAGUACUGGUAAUGCAUUUUAGAGAGUGGAAAAAGUAAAGCACUGUAUAAAUGGAUUUUAUACAGAACCAUUAACUUACCAAGUUAGUAGAGCAUAUGUACAGUGUCAGAAAGGAAAGUAAGUAUCAUGAGUGUGCAGAGAACAGUAACAAACAUGGAUGCAGUGAAAUGGAUUAUAGGGAAACUAAAGGGGGUACAGGCAAAUGGGAGGUUCUUCUUUAACUGGUUCUAAGGCUUAGUAAAUUCUAAAAUGUCGAUUGACUGUAGAGAAAAUCCUUUUCUUCUCCAUAAUUAUUUUAUUUUUGUUUCCUGAUUGACUUGUUAUUGACAGACUGCUCUGGCACAUGUUGUCUUUAAUGUUUUUUUAUCUAUUCACAUGAUUAAAUUAAGAAAUAAUAAAGAACAUACUCAUUUUGGUUGGAAGAUAGCAGGGAUGUUGUACUGUACUACUUUCCCACAAGAUAUACAGUCACAUUACGCCAUUAUUUUCAAAGACUUAGAAUUAAUUGUGUGUUUCAACAGCAGCUAUAUUACUUUUAAAGGUAGCCUAGAUGCAUGGAGUGGACCUGUAGAGAGGAUGCUGGAUGUCUUCUGAUUACACAUGCUUGCAUUUCCUUUUAAGGGUGGACCUAAAACAAAUAUUAUAAAAUAACAUUUUUGUGAGUUGUUAUGGGAUGUUUUGUUUUUCUUUUCGUUGAAGUAUCACUGUAAGUGUGAAACAAACUAAACUAACAGCACGAUCAAUUGUUUCAGAUCUGAUGUAGCUCUAGGGCAUUGUUUGUUCUCAGUCAAGUGGAUUUCAGAUUACUUGUCAGAUGUCAUGACAGACUAUGUGCGGUGCAAGUGUUUGUCAUAGCUGAGUGUCACAGAGCAGCUGAUGUCAAACGCAAUAACGUAUUUCCAUUAUUAUGUGGUUUGCACUGGUCGUGAACUUUAUCCAUCCUAUUUAUUAUCAAGAACAGUGGCAUAAAAGUGUUUUUUUUUUUGUUUUGUUUUUUUGAGCCUUUUAAUCCAGUCUGAUGCCAUAUACUGUGACUCUUAUAGUUCAGCAAUACAGUUGCCACAUCAUACUGUGGUAACAUUGAUUAGAUACUUAGUUGUUUGUUUGCACUAUGAAUACAAAAAGAUGCAGAUUUUGGUCCUUGACAUACGUCACUGUUAAUACAUGAUUCCAGAGUUUUUCAACACUGUAUGACAGAAAUGUAUGUCUGAACACAACAGUAUGCUUUCUAAUGUUUUCACAGUUAUCCACAGUUCUUGACAUUUAAUUAAAACAGUGUUUACAGUAUUUUGGUUUAGACAUGAUGCGCUUUUAGGUAGAACUCUUUAUUGUAAGUCAGUAAAAAUAUAUUUAAAUAGAUGUAUGGCUUUGCCAGUGAGUUAAGCUUCAUUUCCCCCUAAUCUUAAUAAAACUAACUGAAUUGCAGCAUGAUUUAAUUUUGUACAUGUGGCAUCAGUUGCUGAUUGCUGUGCCACCUCUUUAUAGUACAUUUUCUGUAAAUAUACUUGCACAUUAAAUAUUAAUAAAGUAUUAUGGAACAAUUUAA